CAGUAGAUUGCUAUUAAUGCUGCGUCGUGUGUCAGUAGAUGUUAUUAAUGCUGCGUCGUGUGUCAGUAGAUGUUAUUAAUGCUGCGUCGUGUGUCAGUAGAUGUUAUUAAUGCUGCGUCGUGUGUCAGUAGAUGUUAUUAAUGCUGCGUCGUGUGUCAGUAGAUGUUAUUAAUGCUGCGUCGUGUGUCAGUAGAUUGUUAUUAAUGCUGCGUCGUGUGUCAGUAGAUGUUAUUAAUGCUGUGUCAUGUGUCAGUAGAUGUUAUUAAUGCUGUGUCAUGUGUCAGUAGAUGUUAUUAAUGCUGCGUCGUGUGUCAGUAGAUUGUUAUUAAUGCUGUGUCAUGUGUCAGUAGAUUGUUAUUAAUGCUGUGUCGUGUGUCAGUAGAUGUUAUUAAUGCUGUGUCAUGUGUCAGUAGAUUGUUAUUAAUGCUGUGUCGUGUGUCAGUAGAUGUUAUUAAUGCUGUGUCGUGUGUCAGUAGAUUGUUAUUAAUGCUGUGUCAUGUGUCAGUAGAUUGUUAUUAAUGCUGUGUCAUGUGUCAGUAGAUUGUUAUUAAUGCUGUGUCAUGUGUCAGUAGAUGUUAUUAAUGCUGUGUCAUGUGUCAGUAGAUUGUUAUUAAUGCUGUGUCAUGUGUCAGUAGAUUGUUAUUAAUGCUGUGUCAUGUGUCAGAUGUUAUUAAUGAAUUAAUGUCAUGUUUUCAGGUCUUUUUGCCAGUUUUUUGGUAGUUAAAAAUACAGUUAAUAAUUAUAAAAAAAGUAAUUAUAAUUAUAAUGCAAAUUAUUUAAUACUAGAAUAUUUAAAGUAAAUGAUUAUAUUGUUUGUUAUUAACUGAUUAUGUAUUAAUAUAAUAAUAUGCAGUGUUUCACUGAGCAGUCAGACAGUAACGGGUUAAUAAGCCCGGUGGUGGUGGGGGGGGCAGUUAGACUGAGGAAGAACAGGAGGAGGAAGAGGAGGAGGAAGAGUGUCGGUGCAGCAGCUCCAUCAGUAAACAGUCGGCAACGGACAGUAACGGUCGGUAACGGGCAGUAACGGUCGGCAACCGAAAGCAAGGGUCGGUAGCGGACAGUAACGGACGGUGAUGAAGAUGAUGCUGCUUCUUCAGCUCGGCGUUCAUGUGACUUCUCGUGGAAGAUGGCCAGUCAGCAUUAAGCUAGCUUCCAGUGGACAGGGGCUCUGAGGUUAGACAAGGGAUCAUGGGAGAUGGAGGACCCCUACAGACCGAGGGGAACGCCCUUCUCAAAGCAGUCUUCCAGGGGAAGCUGAGGCUGACCCGGCUGCUACUGGAGGGCGGAGCUUACAUCAACGAGGGCAACGAGCGUGGAGAGACUCCAAUCUCUGCUGCCUGCCUGGCGAGUUACGAUGACCCGCAGACCCGGCAGAAGAUGGUGAGGUACCUGCUGGAGAAGGGUGCCGAUCCGAACAUCCCCGACAAAAGUGGGAGGACGGCACUGAUGCACGCCUGCGCCGAGCAGGCAGGCAAGGAGGUGGUCUCACUCCUGCUGGAGAACGGAGCCGAUCCAAGCCUCAAAGACUACUCCGGCUCUUCCGCCCUCGUCCAUGCCAUCAACAGGGGAGACCGUGACACUCUACAGGUGCUGCUGGAUGCCUGCAAGGCGAAAGGCAAGGAAGUGAUUAUCAUCACCACUGACACGUCUCCGUCAGGCACCAAGAAGACCAAGCAGUACCUCAACUCACCCCCCUCGCCGGGCAUCGUGGACAAACUGUCUCCAGCCUGCAUGUCUCCUUCUGAGGUUGAGAUCGGCACCUCCUCACCAGCAGGAGACAAGAGCAAAGACGAGGAGGGAUUCUUCAGCUUUGCACUCACCUCGGCUUUACCUUUACCUUCAGCUCGACCUCCAGGAGAAAAGAGACCUCCACCACGCAAGCUGCUGAAGAGGCUGAACUCGGAGCCCUGGGGCCUGGUGGCGCCCUCGGUGCUGAGUGGGGUUCCUCAGGAGCGGGUUGCUGGAGGUCUGGAGGAGGAGGGCAGCUGCGACCUGAGCAGGAUGAUCACUGAGAUCAACGGCCUGUCCAUCACAGAAUCAGUGAGACCUCUGUUGUCACGGCGACACAGCAUUGAGACCCACGACCCCUGUUCCCCCAAACUCAUCGACCGGUCCUGCUCCGAGGACUGUGCUGCCCUCUCUGGUUCCUCCUGGGCUGAUAAAGUGCAGCAGCACCAGAUCCUGUACCGCAGGAACACAGCCCCAGAGUCCCAGGAGAAUGCCGGUGGCCCGGGGGCUGUUGCAACACGGGCCCUGGCUCAUCCCAAACUGACCCGUAUGGAGCACUAUGAGUCAGACACCCACCUCUGCCCAGAGUCCAUCCCUGGAUCUCCGGACUCUGGUCGGGUGUCUGUUGAACGGAGGAGGUACAAUGCCUCACCCUUGUCCCUGGUUACCAGCUCCUCCAGGGAGUCUCUGGAGAACAUCCCCAACUCUGUGUCCCCCAUCACCAUGCGCAGGCGUCACCCUGGACUCUUGGAGCGCAGGGGCUCUGGGACCCUCCUGCUGGACCACAUCUCCCACACCAGGCCUGGCUUCCUGCCUCCACUCAACAUCAACCCCCAGAGACCCAUUCCCGACAUCCGGGCCAACGGCAAGCCCACCUCCCCCAUCCACUCCGGGCACAAGAUCCUGGUCCCUGUGGCCCCAGCUUCGCCCAAACGGGGCCCCGACUUCAAGAUGAAGAAGAAGCUGAUGAGGAGACACUCGAUGCAGACGGAGCAGAUGAAGCAGCUCUCCACUUUCCAGGAGAUCCUGGCUGAGAAGGUCAUCGAGUCCAAUGGGGAUUGAUGACAGGAGCAAGGCAUGAUGGGUAGCUGCAGAGACUCUCAGGGUGGUGAUUUACUGUGAAGCUUCAUCAGAUCAUCACUGACGAACUCUGUGACACAUUUAAAUCCAUGUUCUGGUCUCUAUGGAGGGCUGCAGUGAUGAGUUUAAAAUAAAAACAACUAUAUACAAACGACUCAGUUAACAAGCUCUGAGAUAAAUUAAUUAACACAGUGUUAAAGUCUCCAUGAACCAGGAAGCAGAGUGCAGUUUGUGUUUCCUGUAAAAACUGGCAGUACGGAGGAACUUAUCGUAGAUAUUGAUUGGUGUCUACAGCAGCCAGUAGCUCACACACGCCCCCACUGCUGUGCAGCUAGUGCCAUAACCAAUCUCCAAGACCAUCAGGGAACCUGUAUCAAGGUAGUUUUCUUGCCGGGUUCGGCUCCUGGCUGAGUCAGUUAGCUUAGCUGCACGGCUGACCGAGCUAACAGGAGUUAGCGGUUGGCUACUGAUCAAUCUGUCAAUCAGGAAACUCUGUAAAUAACGUUGGUACUGUAACAUUAUUCCGUCAGUCUUGGAGGCUGUGUUCGAUCCCGGUCAGGCUGCUGAGCCCGGUUCUGUCGACCGCUAACAGCAGAUACAGUUAGAAGAAGUUAAUUACCGGUUAGCUACUUUAGCUAAAGCUAUCUGUCCAUCAGAAAACCCUCAGAAAACUCAAUCACAGAGAGUUAAAGCUGAGCAGCCGGAGGACAUCAGAGGGAAAACCAGAAUAUAUUUUGUCUAUAAAAUCUGAUCCAGUUUUACCAAAAUCACUGAAUAAAGUUAGAAAGUUGAGCUAAUGUAGCUAUAAAGUAGGUCUUUGUACUCAGUGAGGCCAUAGAUUGUCUGUAACAGCCCUCAGAAACACUCCGGCAGCGUCAGAAGAGAGAAAGCGUUUGAUUGGACGCAGCAUUAGUAUUCAUUCGACUCAUAUGUCACUGUUGCUUUGCGCCGCUAUCUUUAUGACCGACUCGGGCCGAUCGCGCCAUAGUCAGUAUCCACACUGUUUUUUUUAGUGUGAGAGCUCAAAGACCAGUUGCACAUUUUGAUUUGUUAUUUGUUAUCAUGCAGGGCAGCUAAUUAAACAUGAUGCCUGGAAUGCAAUAGAAUGUGUUACGUUUUUAUGUGUCUGAUGGUGGGGGGGGGUACGCGAGCCGAGUCAGCAUGUGCGGGAAAAAAAGUUUGGGAACCGCUGCUGUAGCAGGAAGCUGAAGUGCUCACUAGCAGCACUGACAUCAACAAUGAUCAGAGUAAUCCACCACAAACUGUUCCCAUACAGUCACAAUCGCCUCGUUUCCCUUCAUGUUCUUUCAAUGAGUAUAAACCAUGGACUGUAUAAAAUAUAAUCACAUCUGACAUUAAAGAACAUUAUCCAGAUUAAUGACAGCUAGCUGUGAGCUAAGUGACACGACUAAGAUGAGUGGUAGCUUGCUAGCUGUCAGCCACUUAGCUACAGUGUUGGGAGUAACAGCAUUUCAGUAUAACAGCGUUACUAACGGCGUUAUUUUUUCAUUAACGGAGUAAUCUAAUUAAUUACUUUUCCCAUCGUUGCAACGCCGUUACCGUUACUGAGAAUGUAAAGUGGCGUGUUACUUGCGUUCCUACAAUGUGGUGAAUGAAGCGCAGCGGUGUCAGGCUUUCUGACAGACACACAUCAGCUGCCGGGAGAGGGCAGGGUGGUGAUGAUGAUUGGCUGGGUGGGCGGAUGCCCUGCUCACGCUGUCUCACUGCACGCUGUCUCACUGCACGCUGUCUCACUGCACGCUGUUUCACUGCACGCUGUCUCACUGCACGCUGUUUCACUGCACGCUGUUUCACUGCACGCUGUCUCACUGCACGCUGUCUCACUGCACGCUGUUUCACUGCAUGGUAACUACUUCUAUAAACACAAGACAGAGACAAUGGCGACGAGCCAGAGAAAUUCAAAGGUAGCGUUUUCAAACUGGAAGUACCGACAAUACUUCUCGCUCACUGAAGUUAAAGGCAAGAAUGUUUAUGUAACAUGCACGCUAUGCCAAGGAAAAAAGACUUUAUCCACGUCUGCCUGAAGUAUAUAACUAUAACUAAUUACUUUUUUAAAGUAAGAUGCCCAACACUGCUUAGCCAACAACUCGCUACCUAGUCAGAGUAAACUACCACCAAAAUCAUACAGUUGAAUUUGUUUUAUAUAAUACUUACAUUUCCCAUGAUUAAAUCUAAAUCCUUGGCGGCUAUGUGCAGCACUUUCACGUCUUUCACCCAUCCAGCCACAGCAUAUUGAUAAGCAUCAGUACUCUUGAAAGUCUUCAAGCUAUCCCCACUGUACGGGGGGGGGUUAUGCACAAGAUAAACGUAUAUAUCAUGGAAAGCCAACUGGGGCAAGCCUGGGGCAGAUAAUAAGGGACAAAAGAAAACUGGGGCUAACAAAUAAGGAUCGGAGCCUAAAAUUGAAAUUUUCUCCAGAUCUCUCUCUCUCUCAUUCAAAUGGGCAGUGUGGGCGGCCAUACUGGGUGAGAUCGGUCGUCAAUAUGGCGGCGUUCUAUUUGAUAGUGACGUAGGUGGCAUCUAUGAAUACGCCCCCGGGUGCAGGAUGAGUCAUCAAAUACUUUCAAUGAUUAUCAGGACACUCUAAAAUAUCAUUAAGAACACCUGAAAAUACCUGAAACAGGACUUCCUGUCCCUGUUGGACCGAAACCAGAGGACAGGAGACGUAUUGAUUAAAACACUUUGAUUCUGACUUGAUGGAGACUUUAAUAUAUGUUCUCUUCCUGGUAACAGUGGAAAUAGAAAUAAAAAUAAGUUUUUUGGUGAAACGGAUUUAAAGUUGUUGUGGCUGCAGCUCGCUGCUGAAGCUUCCUCUAAACCUCCACAAUCACUUAUUGACUUCAGUUACAAACUGAUGAAAGUAUGAGAAUGAUCUGACUUGUUCGAUGUUUACAGAUGCACUAUUUGCACUGAGGUCGUGUCCAUUUUUCUUACGGUGUCAAAUGAAAACAUGAACCUUUUGCUGCAGCUGAAGUUUAACUGAUUAACCUGAGAUCGGCUCUAAAACAAACUGUUGUCUUUGCAUUGAUGAAGCUGAUGUAUUUAUUGGAAUCAAUUCAUCAGCUCCUGUUCUGACUAAAACUACCUACUGCGCUGUACGUACUGUAAUUAUCUACACUAGUCCAUAUAAUAACUGGUAUUUUUUGUGUAAAUGGUCUCUGAAUGAAUUACCUUUAUUUUUCAGUUCAGAGGGACGUUAGGAACGUCCGUCCUGAUGUUUCUUUAACGUCAAUGUUCACAGCACUGAGCUAAGAUUUAAUUUGAUCUAAUUUGUGUUGAGAUGAAGUUAAAUGUAAUGUGGUUUUCUUGUUUAUGAAAUUCCAAAGAAGUCGUGUUGAGCCAAAACCUGCUGAGACUGUAAAUACUGUAAAGAUGUGCAAUAGAGCCUGUACUGUACCGUCAACCCUGAAGCACUUCAUCUGGUUCAACACACAACAGGACAACAUGGGUUCCAGCCUCAUCUCUGUGUCCAUUACAAAGGAUGCUUAGCCUAACUUUGCACAAAUAUAAAAUCUUAAAGGGCUGGUCAUAGCAGAAAGUGUCACAGUGAAGGUUUCUAGAGUCUCGACUGCCGUAGUGACGAGUCUCAUGGUUAGUUAGUGAACUAGUGUAGCUGGAGUGCUAACUGCCAAAAUGCUAACACAAUGCCAACAGAAGUUCAUCAUUUCACUCCAAAAAAGUUACUGAGGAGGGAAAAAAAAGUUCUCUGAAUAGCUUGUUUGCUAGUUAGGUUAGGCCUGUGGCUAACAGUAGUCUACACUAAAUCUCCGGCUGAUGCCCUUCUGUUUGCUAACCAUGUGUAUACCAGUUUAUAUUCUAGCUAGCUAGCUAGCAGCUAUAGUUGGAGUAUGAAAUAAAAUAUGUGACUGAGGGAUGGGGGUCGAUAGUUAGCAACAGAUUUAAAUUCUAAAGUUGUUUUUUUUUUACCUUUUCAUGCCUUUAUGCAGAGAGAGAGGGGAUUAUACGCAGCAAAGGGCCGCGGGUUGGAUUCGAACCCGGGCUGCAGCAACUCCGUAUAUCAGUCGCCAGCUCUACCGACUGAGCUAACCCUAACCCUGACAGAUUUAAACUCUGUUUAUAGCUUUAAGUCGUCCAAUUGACUGAACUUAACAGGGAAAUUCUGUUAUUUUUCCACCUGUCUCAUAAUCUCACUGCUGAUAUACCGUUAAAUUCUGACUGGUUUGUGUGAGGUUGAAUAAACUGAACUGUUAUCAAAAUGAAAUCCAGGUUGAAACAUAAUAAGUAAUAUUAAGUGUCCUUUAAAAUUGUAAGUGAACAGGCACCAGAGGUUUUUAGCUUGUUAGGGUAAAAUAAAAAUAAAGAAUCUGUAAAGGUUGGAAUGUGAAUUUCGAGGCUAAGCUAGGGUACGCUAAUAAUUUUCAGUGUUUGUGCUAAGCUAGGCUAAAUGUAGACCUCUGUAGACACACAGAGAAGAAAUGUGACACUGAUGUUAACGUGUUUUUAUAAAGUUUUAUUGAAACAAGCGUCUUUGAAUGGCUCCAAGAAUUGUUGAUAAAGUUUUACUGCGACUGAAAUGUUGAAUGAAGAUAAUUUAAAGAACUGAAAUGCAGGUCUGAAUGUUUUCGUCCUGAUGGAGUCGCUCUGACCAGACGACUGUGUUUGGUUUUACUUUGAAAGGCGACAACAGAGUACGUGUUCUUCCUCUUUUAUUUAGACAGGUGUAUGACAUCACCUGUGACAUGUCAGAAGAGGGAGGAGCUUCCGCUAAAACUGUCAAACAGGUACCGAGUGUCAGAGUCUUUCUACUGGUGUGUUUGAUAAAAUCCAGUCUGACAGUUUAAACAGGGUCAGACUGGUUUAAACUGGUCUGAUGGAUGGACCAUGUUGUUGUACGUAGAUACUUGAAGUUUAAUCUAAAUCAAAGUAUUUUUGUACGCUUGUUAGCAGACAGAAACAUCUCUAAUGAAUCUGUGAUCUAUUUUUCUUCUUUCAUUCUGAUUGUAACUCAAACUGUGGAAUAAAAACAUUUGUUUCAUGUUCAACAUUUAAA
Messenger RNA from Dicentrarchus labrax (European seabass), 7840 nucleotides. Its product is annotated as ankyrin repeat domain-containing protein 34A. The record is from RefSeq and is a predicted model, not a curated record. Lineage: Eukaryota; Metazoa; Chordata; Actinopteri; Moronidae. The coding region runs from base 1189 to 2790 and encodes 533 amino acids. Gene Ontology annotation, molecular function: protein binding. The transcript has 2 exons.